AUGGAAUACAGUACAAACAGUCUAAUAGCCACUGGAAGUUCAGUAAUUGCUCUUUUACUUUUAAUGUAGGCUUUAUUUAGCUUUUUUUUUCUUUACUUCUAUUGUAGGAGGUAUUAUUUAAGAUUAAAUGAACUGAGAAGACGAGCUACCGCUGACCAAGCUGGUCAAAUUUUCAGUAAUAAUGGCUCAGUAAUGGACGAGUUAUCAGUUCAAAUUACAGAUGCCGAGCUCAACAAAAUCAUGCCUGCAUUGUUUUUCCCACCAAAACAAAAGUUCAAAGGAGAGCCAGCUUGCUCUAUUUGUCUGGUGGAUUUUAAAGCUGGAGAAACCUUGAGGCUUACAAAAUGCAAACAUAUUUUUCAUGUUUCAUGCAUUGAUGAGUGGAUUAUUACGUCAAGAAAGAAAAAAUGCCCUAAUUGCAACAUGGUAAUAGUAAAAUAA
Molecule: messenger RNA, 441 nt
Organism: Blepharisma stoltei
Lineage: Eukaryota; Ciliophora; Heterotrichea; Heterotrichida; Blepharismidae
Source: the annotation of a GenBank genome assembly